UUACCAUUUGCUCUUUUUCUUCUUGAAAAAAUAUCAAGAAACCCCAUUUUCUUGAAAAAAUCUUCUCUUUUCUUCUUCCCAACUGAAAAUCUAGAAACCCCAUUUUCUUGAAAAAACUUUUUCUUUUCUUCUUUCCCAACUGAAAAAAAAUCAAGAAACCCCAUUUACUUGAAAUUUUGAUGAAAGGCACACUUGGUUUAAUGGACUUAGGUGGUUCAAUUUCAACCGUGUCAAAAGAAGAGAAUACUAUGGUGUUAUCAUCUGAAGCUUCUUCAUCCUCAUAUCCUGAUGAGUCUGAACUUGAAUUGGGUCUUGGACUUAGUCUUGGUGGUGCUGUUGUUGUUCCUAAGUCUAAAUAUGGGAAAUUCUUGAUGGCUAAAGAUGUUCCUUGUUUGGGUUCUAAUUCAUCAUCUUCUUGUUCAUCUUCUUCAGCUAAUAAAGCUAAUAAUGCUUCUUGUGGUACUAAGAGAGGUGCUGAUUCUAUUUCACCUCCCCGUUCUAGUGUCAGUCAGGUUGUUGGAUGGCCUCCUAUAAGAACUCAUAGGAUGAACACCCUAGUUAACCAGACAAAAUCACCACUCACAGAAGAAUUUUCCCGGACGUCCGAGAAAUGCAAAAGCAAAAAUACUAUCACUGAUGCUGGGAGCAGCAAGAUCAACAGCUUUGCAAAGGAGAAAGGGCUUGUCAAGACUUCCCUAUUUGUGAAGGUCAAUAUGGAUGGAGUUACAAUUGGAAGGAAAGUAGAUCUGAAUGCUCAUAGCAGCUAUGUGAACUUGGCACGGACUCUAGACGACAUGUUCUUAAGAUCCAGCACGACUGUUUGUGCAAGAUCAUCAAAUGCACAGGAGCUAGGUGUCAUGGCAGAAACAGCGUCGUCUUCAAGAUUAAUAGAUGGAUCAUCUGAAUUUGUGCUAACUUACGAAGACAAAGAUGGAGACUGGAUGCUUGUUGGUGAUGUUCCAUGGGAGAUGUUUAUUAGCUCAGUCAAGAGACUACGAAUCAUGAGGACAUCUGAUGCCAAUGGACUCGGUACAUCUCCUAGUUUCAUGGAAAGAAAUGGUGGAAGACAGAAGACUAAGCCUACAUAAGUCCGAUAAAGAAUCUACUUUCAAAAGAUAAAGAAGACUCCCAUUGAAGGAUGAAGUACAGAGGGAAAUUAUAGAGGAUGGUAAAAAUAAUUUUCUCAGUAACAAACUGGUCCUACGUGACCUUAUUGGCUUUAUUUUUUUGUCACUUUUCUAGUUUUUUUACCACACGGUGUUUACCCCACUCUCUGGGAGGAGAGGCCCUUUUGCGGGAUUUCAGAAGAUGCAUGUAUAUGUCAUACACUACGCUAUCUUCAGAGAAAGUUGCAUUCCGCCCUUGUGAAGCAUGGAUGUGUCCAUUUAUACUAUAGUAUGAUGAUGAGCUUGCCUCACCCUGAAACAGAUGAACGCUAAUGUUGUUGAAAGGAAAGUUUGCUAGGUUCAUACUGGGAACCUUUUUUGUUUGUUUUGAUACAAGCUUUCAUUGUGUCA
Lycium barbarum (goji berry) is the source of this 1517-nucleotide messenger RNA. Its product is annotated as auxin-responsive protein IAA13-like. NCBI's taxonomy places the organism in Eukaryota, Viridiplantae, Streptophyta, Magnoliopsida, Solanales, Solanaceae. The coding region runs from base 180 to 1088 and encodes 302 amino acids. Gene Ontology annotation, cellular component: nucleus. Gene Ontology annotation, molecular function: protein binding. The record is from RefSeq and is a predicted model, not a curated record. The transcript has 5 exons. Gene Ontology annotation, biological process: regulation of DNA-templated transcription.